AUGGCUACCGAAGAACCCCAGCUGGGCUCGAUUCAGGAGCGGAUCGCCGCCCUGCGACAAUCGCAGGCCGCCCCGGCGGCCUCUGAACCACCUUCAUAUCCCCGGCCUCCCACCGAACGAAGCAGGUCGGCCAACAACCCACCCUCCUACCAUGUCACUGGCUCCGUGUUGGAUACUGCGCCCAUUGGCAACCAGCCGGCAGAUGAUCGAACGUCCCGGCCUGCGCGAGCACCUCCACCUCCAAUCCCAUCGCCGAGGCCGGAACUGAAGCCCAAGCCCAAGGUCCCACCAACAUUGCCUACAAAGAGAGAGAGGGCUCCUCCCCCUCCUCCCCCGUCUCGUGCAGAUCCGCCACCAUCAUAUGCAGAGUCUCGACCUACGCUACCGCCACGUAGGCCGACCGGCCAACAGCGACGGCCUUCUCUGGAGUCGGUCACUUCGGACGCGUCAUACUCCACCGCAAACACCACCGCAACAAGUGUCCGAGGAGCCUCGACAACCUCUGUGAAUUCCACGGGUACAGCGAAUGGCAGAAUUAAGGCGCCUGCAUGGGGUGAGACUACACUUCCUGCGCUGCCACCGAAACGUCCAAAGGAGGAGAUCGACCUGACACCGGCUCCACGUUCUGAGUCCAAGUCAUCUUCAACCCUCGGUGGUCUAUCUUCCAAGUCAUCUUCAACUCUCGGCGGCCUGUCUGGGGGCCUCACUGCCAAAUUCAAUUCCAUGCGAGGAAAAGCCCCGGCGCCUUCCUCGUCUUCUUCAUCCUCCCGCCCUAGUUUACCAUCACGUCCCAGUCUACCCUCCCGGCCAAGUGAAUCUUCAACUCCUACCUUACCUUCUCGUCCGCAGGCCAAUGGAAAUGCUCCUCCCGUUCCACAGUUGCCACCACGACGACCUUCUGGCCUGGAGGCGCAAUCAAAUGGAGGAAGUGACGCAGAGGAAUCAAGGCCCGCCCUUCCAGCUCGCAGACUGCCUCCUAGGGCAUCUGCAUCAGACCUUAAUAGUAUUCGAAAGACCGGCUUUGGGGACCUCAAUAGAGCACCGACUAAUAAUGGAACACCCCCGCCUAUUCCACAUGGUUCGCGACCAGAUCUCUCCAAGAUCAUGGCAACGAAGCCGCGAUUCGGCGCUUCGUCACAACCCGUCGCUCCGGUUGGAACAUCAGAUACCUGCUGCAUGGCCUGUCGAGAUUUCUCGGCCCCUGACGCACACGCUGAGCGGUAUCCACGAGAAACGCUCCCUUCAUACGAUAUCGGUUGGCUGGCUAAUGAGCUGACUGCACCCUUCCCCUCCGCCACGGACAAAGCGCGAGCCAUCUUCAAGUGGCUGCACCAUAAUCUCAUUUAUGACACGUAUUCAUUCUUCAACAAUUGCGUCAAGCCUUCUACUCCAAGCAGCACGCUAGCUUCCGGGCUGGCUGUCUGCGAGGGAUUUGCCGGGCUUUUCGCUGCCUUGGCUACAAAGGCGGGUCUUGAAGCCGUUGUGGUAUCAGGCCACGGCAAAGGGUACGGCCACAAAGAGCUUACCCCAGGAGCUGCCAUCCCACCUUUCGAUGCCGGUCACGCCUGGAAUGCAGUGAGAAUCGACGGGGGUCAAUGGAAACUAGUCGACCCCUGCUGGGGCGGCGGUCAUAUCUGCGAGCCUUCGGGUGGAUUGUAUAAGCAGGAAUUCCAUCCGCAACAGUUCAACAUGUCAAAUGACGAGUUUGGUCUCAAACAUUUCCCCUCGAACAAAGAGCAUUUCUUCCGAGAUGACGGCCGGCCCGAGAUCGGUUGGGAGGAAUAUAUGCGCACAAACCCGGAUAAUCCCCUUGGUGGCUCUCCGAUUAAGUUUUAUAGCUUUGCUGAUAAGAACGAUAUCGGUCGAUCCACUAUGCGUCCGGCUGAUGGCCGUCUUUCGGUUUACAGUUUGGCUAGCCCCGUACGUUUCCAGUUCGGAUUGAUUUGUGAACAUUGGACGUUGGCGCAUCAUAGCCGGAUGAAACCAGCCCUCUUCUUGCUGGCCAUUAAGGGCAUUGAUGGCCGCAAAGAAGAGCGUCUUCCUCUCCAUUAUGUGCCCGGGUCUGGACCCGGCGGUGGUGGUGCAUGCUGGUACGUGGAUGUUCCCGACGCUCGGAUGCUGGGUGCGCCUGGUCAGAAAGUGAUUCUUCUUGUUUUGAUGACACUCGGUGAUCGGGAUGAUUGUCGCGGGAUUACGAGAGAUGAAUAUUUGGCAAAGGAGGGUCGCGUGGGUAUGUCGUGGCAAUAUAUUUGCGAGUGGGAAUUGGUGCGGUAA
Molecule: messenger RNA, 2274 nt
Organism: Penicillium cosmopolitanum
Lineage: Eukaryota; Fungi; Ascomycota; Eurotiomycetes; Eurotiales; Aspergillaceae
Exons: 1
Coding region: 1-2274 (757 amino acids)
Source: RefSeq, a predicted model, not a curated record